Debaryomyces hansenii CBS767 is the source of this 1200-nucleotide messenger RNA. RefSeq lists its product as uncharacterized. Gene Ontology annotation, biological process: positive regulation of catalytic activity. NCBI's taxonomy places the organism in Eukaryota, Fungi, Ascomycota, Pichiomycetes, Serinales, Debaryomycetaceae. Gene Ontology annotation, cellular component: fungal-type vacuole; cell periphery. The record is from RefSeq and is a predicted model, not a curated record. Bases 1 to 1200 code for a protein of 399 amino acids. The transcript has a single exon.
AUGUCAGAACUUGAUGGAGAACGGAAUCAGGGGGCCCCAAACUCAGGAAAUAAUCGAGUAUUGAGUUCAGGAAAUAGUUUGACCGAAUCUAGACAGUCGUUCACCAAAGCACCAACUCAUGCAUUUGACAACACCAGAGUUAAAUCGUACAGUCAUAAAGCAAAUAUAAUACCCCCAUAUGUGUUGGAUACGUUAUCGCAGGCACAUUACAAGGACCAAUUAAACAAUACGAAUGUAAAUAGCAAUCAGCCGGACCCCAAUCCAUCACUCAAGACGUCUCAUUCGAAAAUUGAUGAUGAAGAACAGUAUUUGAGUUUCUCCAACGACCCAUUUGUCAAAUCGAUGAAUAAUAACUGGCACAAUCUUUUGCGGUCGGUAGAACAGCGUCCAGCAUAUGCUCCGGGGAGAAUGAAGUUGGACGACGAUUUCAACACCGAUUGGAAGUUGGAUGGUCCAUGGGGAGGAGAGGAUAGACUAAAGACGGCGUUGUUGGGCCAAUCUUCCGCAGAAGAGGACACAUAUAUUGCAGAUGAUAUUGGGUGUUUUGGGUGUUUCGGCAAAAAUAAAGACGAAACACUGGACCACGAUCAUCCUAAGGUGAGGUCGAAGGCUGGAUACUGGAUGUCGGACGAAAAGAGAAAAGACGUGGUUCCAAUAUUAAAGAGGAUAUUCGUCCAGAACCCUCUUGUACCGCUUCUCUUAAGAAUAUUGAUUAUAUGUUUCUCUACAUGUGCCUUGGCCUUUGCAUGCUCGAUUUUCGUUCUUUCCAGACAUAAGUACGAUGGAAGCACCGUCGAACAACAACCCAGUACCAUAAUGGCCAUCGUGGUUCAAUGCUGUGCCAUUGUAUAUCUUAUCUAUAUUUCCUACGAUGAAUACAGUGGGAAGCCUCUAGGGUUAAGAAAUCCGUUGGGCAAAAUGAAGCUUAUUAUGCUUGAUUUAUUAUUCAUCAUAUUUUCUUCCGCAAACCUUUCCUUAACAUUUAAUACCCUCUACGAUGGUGAAUGGGUUUGCCAAAAUGACGAUACACCAGAGUUGAGAUCCCUUGGUAUUUUUACACCUAUAGUGAGUUCCAUAUGUCGAAGACAAAGGGCUUUAGCAGCCUUUUUAUUUUUGGUGCUAUGUUUAUGGGUCUUGACUUUUACAAUAAGUAUAAUUAGGGUGGUAGAUAGAGUUAGUGUAUCACCCAGAAACGAUUGA